AUGGCUACGGCCUCAGGUGCAGGCGAUGACGAUACAGGGCGUCGAGAUGUCGCCGCAUCCGAAGACAUGAACCUCAGGCAAGACCCACCACCAAGGCCGGUGACCACUUACGACACCCCAGAGGAGGAAGACGAGAUCGAGGACCAAGUUGUCGCCUGGGUGGAACGCAGCGAGAAUUCAGCUUACCUGCGAUCAUGGGACCCGCGACCACUACGCCAGAUGCCGCUCCUGUCGUCCUUUUGGGGGUACGACGAGGACUGGUACCGCAAUAAGCUUUGGAACGAGGCACUGCACGUCACUCGCGUGGCGGGCCGGCGGUUGACGCCCGAGGAGCUUUCCUUAUUCACCUUUCAUGUCUCCAAGGGGGUUGUGGCAGCCUCCUACGACCGCCCGUUCGCUCUAGGCGUGACGGCAUUUCUCCUCUGGCGUGGAGCCGCGACAUUCAGAAUGCCCUUUUACCAGCCCAAGUUCGUUCGCUUCGCCCAUCCUCAGAUGACUCGGCUUCCGUUCCUCACCAGUAUGGCUUGGCACGGCACACGAAUAGGCGCCUACGGAGCCGUCGCUUACGUUGCAUUUGGUCUGUUGUCCCAGCGCUAUCAGACCUACAUGAUGAAUACGUUUGGUGAUGCCGGUCUGGAACAUGAGCUCGGCCUGAAGAAGCUGGUGGAAGAUACGCAGGACAACUUGCAGCGUCUGGAGAGAGAAGCUGAGAGGAGACGCCGGCUGGGUGGCCAAAUCGAUGAGUAGCCUGCAUUUGAAGCCGAACCUCGGCACUCACCGAGGCUCACGCUUCCAGUUCCUAAGUUGGAUCUCAGCACCAUGAACAUACGAGAGAUUCCCAUCGCCCCUAUUAAGCAUUCCCUUUGUUUCGAACAAAUUGGCUGUGGGCUCCUGUGACCAUCCUACGCUGUUGGCAUGGGGAGAGGUCUAAUCCUUCAGCCACGCUCGGCAUGGUGAGAUGCAAAUUGAACAUGCAGGUGGCCGAGGAUGGCAGUGCUGGGGUACAUUUCGGGAGGUGUGCUGGAUUCUGGAUUUUCAAUGCAUACAAAACAAGUCUGACCCCUCCGCCACGAGGCCUCAAGAUUGGUGUCAGCUGGGUGCCAACAAAAACGAGGCUUGGGAGGAGGAUAUUUUGGCGAGCGCGGAGGCAAGGGGCUAGGCUGGAACCUACCCCUCCGCAGUGCCUGCGGUCCAUCACAGGCGAAGAGG
This is a messenger RNA of Cryphonectria parasitica EP155, 1209 nucleotides long. RefSeq lists its product as uncharacterized. The transcript has a single exon. Lineage: Eukaryota; Fungi; Ascomycota; Sordariomycetes; Diaporthales; Cryphonectriaceae. The record is from RefSeq and is a predicted model, not a curated record. Bases 1 to 747 code for a protein of 248 amino acids.